GAGGAAGAAAAUUCCCUCAUGUAUCGUUUUAGAAAAGUAUGAAUCUCCGAAGGAGUUUUAAAAUACUGAAUUUCCUCAUGUCAUCAAGAGCUUUGUACUAAAAUGCCUUUAGUUAUUAUCUGUGGGUACCCGUGCAGUGGUAAAACCCAACGAGCUCAUGAUCUGAGAGAUUACUUCACGCAAAAUACUGAAAGAAAGGUUCAUCUUGUCGGAGAGGAAGCUCAAGGAAUUGAUAAGAACUCUGUGUAUGCAGACUCGCAGAAAGAGAAGGACCUGAGAGGAGCACUGCGAGCUGAAGUGGAGAGGAAAGUCAAUAAAGAUGACAUUGUGAUUCUUGAUUCCUUGAAUUACAUUAAAGGCUACAGAUAUGAGCUGUUUUGCCUCAUCAAACAUACACAGACACCCCAUUGUUUGGUGUACUGUUUGACGUCAGCUGAUGUGAGCUCAGAAUGGAAUAAAGGUAGAGAGGUUGAUUCUCAGUACACUCAGGAAAUUCUUGAUGGUCUUGUACUGAGAUUUGAAGCACCUGAUUCAAGGAACAGAUGGGAUAGUCCACUCUUUACUAUUCAGAAAGAGGACACGCUUCCAUAUGAAGCCAUCUGUGAUGCACUUUUCAAAAGAAAAGCACCACCACCUAAUCAGUCCACGCUAAGUCAACCGCUCUCGUCCACCAACCUUCUGUACGAGUUGGACAAAGUUACUCAAGAUGUCCUAAUGGCUGUUCUUGACUCACAGAAGACCUGCGUCCCCGGGGAUCUCAUUUCCAUUCCUGGAGCUAAAGAAAAGAUAUCCUUUUUCCGCUAAAGGUUUUUUCUUGCCUUGUUGUGCUCUUAAUUGUACUUUGAUUCUUAGAAAGAAAUGUCAUGUUGUGGUGCUUUGUUGUGCCACCAGACAUCACGGCUCUGAUAUUUCUCAUAUAUUUCUGUCGAAACAUAAAUGUCCUGACAUAAGUGUUAAAAAAGAUUACAACAGAAAAGUAAGGUCAAGUGUGGAAUUUUAAUAACCUCAAAUUAAAUUUUGUAUACUAUGUUGAUUCUAAUUGAAUUGGUGUUAAAGUAAUAGACAUAAAUACACACACACAUCAAAGUGUGUUAUUUCUUUUUGAUGCAAUUGCAGUUCAAUGACCGCUCGAUAACAGUUUUAGCUUUCAGACAGUAGAUAGAGGGAAGUGACCGGUGGCCCUUUUGAAAUAAUACAUGAUUUAAAAGGGAUAUUCCUAGAAAGUAAUUUAUAGAUAUUCUUUAUUCUCUUUAUACUUGAUGUCUUCAAGGUCUCUAGGAUGGGUAUAUGCCAAAUAACCUUGCAUGACUGAUGAUCAAGAUGAAACCAUAUAAUGUCAUGUACGAUAUUGUCACAGCUUAAUUUUCUUAACCUCUUUAAUACAUCAAACUCACAAGAAGUCUUAACAUGGUGGAGUUGAGGAAACUCAGACGCCAGUUCAUCAGUUAUACCAAGAUGCAUCCAACAGAGAACAUUGGACAGAUUGCCAACAUGUUUGUGCAGUAUCUUAAUAAGAGUAUGCACUAACAACAGUUCUUACCAUUGCAUUCUUUUUCAUUGUUAUUAUUGUUUAGGUCAUAUUUAUUGUUUUCAAUGUGCAUUUUAACAGUGUAUAACUUUUGAGUGCAAUAAAAUGUGAA
This is a messenger RNA of Xyrauchen texanus (razorback sucker), 1640 nucleotides long. It is a transcript of the gene kti12, whose product is annotated as KTI12 chromatin associated homolog. NCBI's taxonomy places the organism in Eukaryota, Metazoa, Chordata, Actinopteri, Cypriniformes, Catostomidae. The record is from RefSeq and is a predicted model, not a curated record. The transcript is spliced from 8 exons. The coding region runs from base 103 to 804 and encodes 233 amino acids.